AUGGUGACAAAGAAAAAAUUUGACAUCGAUGCCAUCGACUUUGAUUUGACAAUGGUUGAAGAGAAAUCGGACAUAAUUAGACUCACAGUAGCAAGUGCUUCGAGUCUAGAGCACUGUGACUCAAACCACUUGUUGCCAUUGCUCCGGCGUGCCACACAAGUAACCAAAAGGUUUUCGAUAUUUUUCUGGAAAGCAAGGUGUGCUUCAUUGAUGCUGAUGGGUCAGUGUCAGUGGUCGACCAUCGUGGAACGUCUGCGUACACUUGUGCCAGGACAAGAAGGGAAGUGUGCGUGUCGCCAAACUACUGAUGCAGUACGCACAAAGGUUGGUUUGCCCAAUGCCACUAAAGAAUUGGCAACAACAGCGGGCUCCCGCGCCGACGUCCACCUGCUUCCGGCGGUGGACCACGCCUGGACACCGUCCCUUUCGUCACAGUCGAGAACGAAAAUGAAGAAAUGGCCCAAUCCUUGUUGGCAGUCGGCGCCUGCACGAAUCUACUUGAAAAUCAUGCAAAAGCAGCACUGUACGUUACUUGCUAGGGGGGAUCAGCCAGUGGUGAGGCAGUUGCUCUUGCCGAAGAAUAGCCCUGCCGAUCCGAACGCCCCAGGGCCGGGCCUAUGCAAGCCGCUGAUGGGCGAAUUGCAAAACAGGCCCAGCAUUGCGGUCAAGGUGCCUCUGACCCGAAUGCUGUAG
Messenger RNA from Pyricularia pennisetigena, 693 nucleotides. RefSeq lists its product as uncharacterized. The coding region runs from base 1 to 693 and encodes 230 amino acids. NCBI's taxonomy places the organism in Eukaryota, Fungi, Ascomycota, Sordariomycetes, Magnaporthales, Pyriculariaceae. The record is from RefSeq and is a predicted model, not a curated record. The transcript is spliced from 2 exons.